Molecule: messenger RNA, 1613 nt
Organism: Salvia splendens (bonfire salvia)
Lineage: Eukaryota; Viridiplantae; Streptophyta; Magnoliopsida; Lamiales; Lamiaceae
Exons: 3
Coding region: 1-1296 (431 amino acids)
Biological process (GO): regulation of DNA-templated transcription
Molecular function (GO): double-stranded DNA binding
Source: RefSeq, a predicted model, not a curated record
AUGGAGAAGCAGACGCAGCAAAUACAACCGCCAGUGGGAGGCAGUGAGAAGGCGAGGAAGAAGAAAAUGCCGAGCCCUCAGGAGCUGGUGACGCACUACGAGAAGCAGGGGAUGUCGACUCAGGAGGCUUCGCUUAAAGUGAUUGGGGAUUUGCAGGGAGCUCUCUUCAGAAUGAUUUCUGCCAAUAACAAACGCGACGAUUCCAAUUCUUCUCCGCAAGUGAUUUCUGCCAAGCUGGACGCCGUCUACGCUCGCGUCGCCCAGCUCGAAACGAAGCUCGAUUACAAGCCCAGUUACCCGCAGGCCCUGGCUCUGGGCGUUGCCUCCGCCUCCUUUUGGAAUGGCGCCCUUGAGCUCUGGAAAAACGUACUAGGUACUCAUCAAUUUGACACUUUGGAACUGAGCUUCUUCACUCUCUGCCAUGGUGACGGCGCUCCUAAAUCUCUCAUUCCAGAAGCUUUGAGUCCUUCGAUUUUGCAGCUGCAGAAACUUGUCAUACAUAAUCCUCGGGUUCUAGGGUUUACUAUUGAGGGUAUUAAAUCCAGAUUGAAGGUGUUCCAUGAGUUGGGGCUUUCUUCCGAGGAGAUUGCCAAGAUGAUUUCCAGUUAUAAGGCGAUUUUACAUUCAAGUAUGGCGAACAAGAUCAUUCCCAAUUUAUCAAUGCUGAAGGGCUUGCUCCGAUCCAAUGACGGUGUGGCCAGACUUUUGAAGAGAUGCCCCUGGGUUUUGUUAGCCGAUUUGGAGAAAACCAUAAUUCCGAAUGUUGAAAUCUUGAAGAGGUGUAGCGUACCAAUGGAGCGCAUCCUUCACUUUCUCUACAUUCUUCCGAGAACUUUCUUGGUUAAGUCAGAUACUAUGAUGAAAUCUGUAGAAAAGGCCAUCGAAAUUGGGAUCCCUCACACUACAUUAGCUUUUAUAGAAGCUGUUGGUGUUUUUAAUCAUACAAGCGAAGGGAUGUGGGAAGCCAAGUUGCAAAUUCUCCGUGAGUUGGGAUUUUCUGAUGAAGGUAUAGUCACAAUGUUUAGGAAGCAACCUCAGGUUUUUACAGCAUCUGGACACAAACUGAAGAACAAAAUAGAGUUUCUUCUUGCUACUGGGAAGUUCAGUGCAUCCAGUAUUGUAGCUUGUUCGGUUGCACUUGGCUACACUAUCGAGAAGAGGCUUGAGCCGCGGAUGCAAUUUCUGAGACUUUUGGAGAGUAAGAAUCUGAUUGUAAGUGGCCAGUUCUUUCAGCAGUUGCUAUCUUCACAGAUGUUAGAUUUUUUGACAGGUUUAUUAGGCCUUAUCGGGAUGUGAUUGGCGAAGAACACAUCACGAAGGUAUUUGUCGAGGGGAGAAAGAGAUGAAACUUUGUAAGCAGAUGCUUGAUGAGUUUGUAUGAAUUAGUGACUCAUCGACAUUGUGUAGUAUGUUCGUGUUCUGAUUGCUCAUGCGUAGAUUGGAAACAUCGGAGUUGCUUGGUCUGAUCUGAUUUCCUAUGACUGUUAAUUACUAUUCCUAGUAUGUGUUUUUUGCGUUGUUAGUGAUGUUGUUCCACUCCUAAUAUUGUGUUAACCAUGGAUUUUUAAUAGGGGAAAAAUGCUAAUGCAACUUACUCUUGUUUUAGAGAGAGA